Messenger RNA from Nestor notabilis (Kea), 711 nucleotides. Its product is annotated as survival of motor neuron protein-like. The record is from RefSeq and is a predicted model, not a curated record. Gene Ontology annotation, cellular component: nucleus; cytoplasm; precatalytic spliceosome. The transcript is spliced from 6 exons. Gene Ontology annotation, molecular function: RNA binding. Gene Ontology annotation, biological process: mRNA processing; regulation of alternative mRNA splicing, via spliceosome. Lineage: Eukaryota; Metazoa; Chordata; Aves; Psittaciformes; Psittacidae. The annotation marks the transcript as partial.
AACGCCUUAAAGAACGGGGAGUGUUCGGAACCUUCGGACAAACAGGAGCAGCGCCAGGGGAUGAAGAGAAGGAACAAUAAAAAGAACAAAAGCAGAGGGAGGACCAACGUGGUGCCUUCGAAACAGUGGAAAGUUGGUGACAGCUGCAAUGCUGUUUGGUCUGAGGAUGGUAACGUGUACCUCGCAACUAUUACCUCCAUCAAUCACAAGAGAGGCACGUGUGUUGUUACUUACACCGGAUAUGGAAACCAGGAGGAGCAGAACCUGACUGAUCUACUUCCUCCAGCCAGCAAUGAAACAGUAAAUGGGAUGGGGAGUUCUGGGGAGAAUGAGAAUGAGACUCCAUAUUCAACAGAUGAAAGUGAAAAAUCUUCUCAGUCACCUGGAAACAAAAACAGCUUCAUGAAAGGAAGAUUCUUCCCUCAAAACCUUCAUUUUCCUGUACCACCAGGAGUCCCAGGCCUGGGAAGGUCUGGAUCAAAAUUCAGGGCAUCUCCAUCGUUUUUAUCUUGCUGGCCCCCACCCUUCCCACCAGGACCUCCGUUGAUUCCUCCUCCACCGCCUAUGAGGCUGGACUCUCAUGACGAUGAUGAAGCAUUGGGGAGCAUGUUGAUAGCCUGGUAUAUGAGUGGUUAUCACACGGGGUAUUACCUGGGUUUAAAACAAAGUCGAAUGGAAGCAGCACUGGAGCGACAAGCACAUGCGAAGUAA